AUGUUGAUUUUAAAGUUACAAGCCUUUUUCUGCUUCUUCCCAGCCAGGUCUCUAGACAAACUUUAUAAUUUUGCUGAUUGCUCUGGACUCCACCUGAUAUUUGCACUAAAUGCACUGCGUCGUAAUCCCAAUAACUCCUGGAACAGUUCUAGUGCCCUAAGUCUGUUGAAGUACAGUGCCAGCAAAAAGUACAACAUUUCUUGGGAACUGGGAAAUGAGCCAAAUAACUAUCGAACCAUGCAUGGCCGGGCAGUAAAUGGCAGCCAGUUGGGAAAGGAUUACAUCCAGCUGAAGAGCCUGUUGCAACCCAUCCGGAUUUACUCCAGAGCCAGCUUGUACGGCCCUAAUAUUGGGAGACCCAGGAAGAACGUCAUCGCCCUCCUAGAUGGAUUCAUGAAGGUGGCAGGAAGCACAGUGGAUGCAGUUACCUGGCAACAUUGCUACAUUGAUGGCCGGGUGGUCAAGGUGAUGGACUUCCUGAAAACUCGCCUGUUAGACACACUCUCUGACCAGAUUAGGAAAAUUCAGAAAGUGGUUAAUACAUAUACCCCGGGAAAGAAGAUUUGGCUUGAAGGUGUGGUGACCACCUCUGCUGGAGGCACAAACAAUCUAUCAGAUUCCUAUGCUGCAGGAUUCUUAUGGUUGAACACUUUAGGAAUGCUGGCCAAUCAGGGCAUUGAUGUUGUGAUACGACACUCAUUUUUUGACCAUGGAUACAAUCACCUCGUGGACCAGAAUUUCAACCCAUUACCAGACUACUGGCUCUCUCUCCUUUACAAGCGCCUGAUCGGCCCCAAAGUCUUGGCUGUGCAUGUGGCCGGGCUCCAACGGAAGCCACGGCCAGGCCGAGUGAUCCGGGACAAACUAAGGAUUUAUGCACACUGCACAAACCACCACAACCACAACUAUGUUCGAGGGUCCAUUACACUUUUUAUCAUCAACCUGCACCGGUCAAGAAAGAAAAUCAAACUGGCUGGGACUCUCAGGGAUAAGCUCGUGCACCAGUAUCUGCUGCAGCCCUAUGGACAGGAGGGCCUCAAGUCCAAGUCAGUGCAACUGAACGGCCAGCCCUUAGUGAUGGUGGACGAUGGGACCCUCCCUGAACUGAAGCCCCGCCCCCUGCGGGCCGGCCGGACGUUGGUCAUCCCUCCAGUCACCAUGGGCUUUUAUGUGGUCAAGAAUGUCAACGCUUUGGCCUGUCGCUACCGAUAA
Molecule: messenger RNA, 1212 nt
Organism: Odobenus rosmarus divergens (Pacific walrus)
Lineage: Eukaryota; Metazoa; Chordata; Mammalia; Carnivora; Odobenidae
Gene: HPSE2
Product: heparanase 2
Exons: 9
Coding region: 1-1212 (403 amino acids)
Cellular component (GO): extracellular matrix; membrane
Molecular function (GO): hydrolase activity, acting on glycosyl bonds
Source: RefSeq, a predicted model, not a curated record